Molecule: messenger RNA, 2512 nt
Organism: Aplysia californica (California sea hare)
Lineage: Eukaryota; Metazoa; Mollusca; Gastropoda; Aplysiida; Aplysiidae
Product: coiled-coil domain-containing protein 81
Cellular component (GO): centrosome
Molecular function (GO): DNA binding
Source: RefSeq, a predicted model, not a curated record
CUACCAUAGCAACGUUGACAGCGAAGGCUCAGUCGAAAGCGGGGGUCAAUGGCGUCCUGAUAAGUUUUUGUUUGAAUAUGAUCAUAGAAUCAAAAUGACAGAAGUUACACAAGGUAUUCUGGCCAACGCCAACAAAGGGAGAUAUUCCUCUAUCAAAGAUGCAUUGUCGGAAGAUGAUGUGUCAAGUGUGUGGGAAAAUGUUUCAAAUUAUAUUGAAAAGCAAAUGACUCAACAGAAGGGGGUGCAAAUUCCAGGUCUUGGAACAUUUUCAAUAUCACAGAAAAAGCUGGAAAUUGGCAACAACAGGUUUAUCUUGACCCAGAGGCCUGUCUUCAACAUUUCUGAAAAGUUUGCGCAGACUCAUGGAUUGCAGUUUCAGAAAUAUCACGUGCCUGGAUCAAUACCAGUGCUGCCUCUCAACUUUGCCUCCAUCUCAUUCGAGAGCCCUUUUGACAGAGACACAGUGGAGAGAUGCUGCAAAGAAAUUAUCUCAUCAUCUGCUCGAGCUCUGGCAUCAAAACGAAAUAUUGAGCUGUGCUUUUCUGGAAUUGGUCGUCUCACAAUAAGGGAAGGCAGAGUAAAAAUGAAAUUCUACAAAGAGUUUAUAAAUGAAAUGGACUCCUCUGGGAAAUUGGUGGAUUCUAUGAUGAAUCGAGUGGGCACUGUGGACUCGGUCAUGUCUGACAGGCUCUCUGUCCGGCCUCACUCCAGUAACACAAUGAUCUUACCUAAGAUCAGCUCGGGUCGGGAUGGAUCAGUCAACGGCCUACACAACAGUAGUCUGACACCUGUCGUGGAGCAAGAGGAGGACCCUGCAGGUGCGGAGUUCGCGGGUGUUCCCGGACCCCCAGGCCCUGUGGAGGUUCAUUUCUACCCCGAGGUGGACGAGCCGGGAUACGGUGCAGGGGGAGCAGCAUUUGCCCCACAGCCUGAGGACCUGGCGUUGAAACAAGAGGGCAUGGAGGGUCCCGACGGGGACUUUGCCACCGAUCAUGCCAUGGAGAACAUCUUGAGAGAGGGUGACACGGCCAAUGCUGACUCUCAGCCUUCACUAGUCCCACAGCCCUUUGAGAUGGAUGUAGGAAAUCAAAAUGGUGAGGCUAAAAUCCAAGGAAGCCGAGCGGGAUCAAGAAUGGCUCUCCCGAUGGCCAAAGCUAAUGGCAUUAGCCUGACAGAUGAGCUCAAUGUUCUCCCAACUGGCCGCAUGAGUCGUCUGUCUGCCGGGGCUGCGAUGAGAAUGUCACACGGAGGAGAAGGAAUGACAGGAUUGAAGCCCCCUACCCCUCCCCGCCUGGCUCCUCUCCACCGAUCUCGCAGCCUCGAGAACUUACAGAACGACCCCAACGCUCCCAUGAAGGUACCCACUCCGCCCGCCUCGGCUUGUGGUCACCCGUCGGCAGGGCAGGAGUUGUGCUACUUGUGCCACCAGAGGGCGCGUAUGAAUGUCCCCGUCUCAUUCACAGAGGAGAGGAAGCGGAGGGAGGAAGAGGAGGAUCAUCUUUUGCAGCAGUACCAGACCAUGAAAGACGCGGAGGAGACUCUGAAGGACCAGGAGAGAUACUACUCUCGUCGUCAUGAUCUACAAAAAAUCUCGGCUUUCAAUCUGGGAGUCUCUGAGGCUGUGCAAGCCAAGAAGAAGAUGAAGGACACCGAACCGCAGCGUGCCUAUAUUUUCAACAAGCGACCUUUAACACCAUCACGCAUGCCUAAGCAAGAGGAAUACCUCAAAGAUCUUGAUAAACAGGUUGUUGCAAAGGAAACGGCGAAGCAAAGGAAAAAGACUGAUGAAGAAUUCUUAGAGAGACUUGAACAAGUGCAGUUAGCCGAGGACCUGGCCGCUCAAAGAGAGCAGUACCUGAGGGACAAGGUGGACUCCACAGAGACCUACAAGAAGGCUUUGGAGGCACAGCUGAGGUUCAAGCCAAUUCCUAUGCCCGAGAGAGAGCCAGACUAUGAAGUUUUCGGCAAAAAUGACAUGACCAAUGAGAAGAUGGCGGAGCGUCGGCGUCGAGCGUUCAACCUGUUCUCGGAGCAGCAGGCCCUGGUGGAGCAGAGGAAGAGGGACACCAUCUUGUCACGCCUGGCUGAGCAGCAGAAGGAGGAACAAGUGCUGGACAGGGCCAAGAAAGAUCUGGUUGACGAGAGGACCUUCAAGCACGUUGUGCGUUUCGACACCAGAAGGAGGCUGGAGACCGAUUGGCAGAGGAUGGCGGAGACUAAGCGUGCUCGUGAGCUCGAAGACCGACUGCGCUCUCUCAGCCCUGGAAUUUUGCUGCACGAGCAGUGCGACCGCUACAACCGCUGCCGACAGUGCAAGCGACGUGUGCACAACUGUGGCGAGACCAACAUCUGGAGCGAGUCGAGGUACAUUCCGGGCUCCAGGAUCAUGGUGUGAGUCCCUCCGUGCCUGUCUGGUGGUCCCAUCAUGCUCGUGUGGUGGGCUUGUGCCACUCCAAAAAGUCUUUGAUCCCAGUGUAAACACAGGAAGGAGUCUUGAUUACAAUCCCCCCCC